CACGACCACAUACGGGACUCUUCUUCCCUAUUUUUGGAAAACAUAUGAACAAAGCUUUAUACUGGGGUUCAUCAAGUGCACACCUCCCAUCCUCAAAAUCCCUCAAAAUCCUUCACAAAAUGAGCUGGGCAUGGACUGAGUAAGAGGUAAAAUGGGCUAUCAUCAACACAAAAGGUACGAUUCUGAAUUUGGUACUUGACAUUCAAACCCAGAAAACCCAGAUCUGAUGAAUCUAUUGAGUAUCUUCUAUGUAGACUUCAAAUCAUGUAUGGUGUAAUCAGCUCCUCCAUUGUUCUAAAGUUGAAAUCAUGGCUGGGCAUCUCCUAAUUUUGAGCAAAUCCCCUCUAUUAGAGCUGUUUGGAAGCUGGGUACCCUUUGAUUUCCCACUGUGCAAGGUCCAACAAACUGCAGGACUUGGUUGUCCAAGCAAUGGCUUCGAAAGGGACCGGAGAAGACAAUUAUGAAGGCAAGCAAAAAAGUAUUACCAAACGCUCAUUUGCAUUGGCGGAAGCACUAAGUCAAGCCACUGAAAAGAAUGCCUCGGACUUCAUGAAUAGAAUAACACAACGAGUCCCGAAUGAAGGUGGGGUACGUCAACUUGGCCCAAGUUUCCAGAGUGAUAUACCGACUGAUGUGGAAAAAUUUUGAGCCAGCAUGAAGUGGAUGAUUCUAGCUAUUUCAGUGAAGGAAAAGCAUGGGGAGCAUGGGGAACAAAACCAGGAAAAUGGCCUGGUGAAACGGCCAACUGGAUUCCGUGGGUAGAACGAGUCGAGAAGCGAUUUGGGGAAAUAUGGAAACGACUUGGGAUCUAUGACGCCAUCAAGCUGUCCACCAUUACUAUUCCUUGUGACCGCUCCUUGCUGGCUGCCGCUAUGUGUUUUUGGAGUUCUCAAACAAACUCUCUGGAGCUUCAGUUUGGUGCAUUUAGUCCGACCUUGAUUGAUAUAGCGGCCAUUAUAGGCGUGCCGCCACAUGGGCAAGUGGUGGACAUUGUAUUUGCAGAAGGAAAGUUUGAUAUUGAUCUUGGUGGUGAGCUAAGAGAUCGAAGUAAGGGCAGACCAGCCGUUGCCAAUUAUAAUACAUGGAUUGAGGUGUUUAACAGCGGCUUAGGAAAUAAGUCACUUGAUAAUGUUGGCAGUCUAGAAGAGAAAGAGGAAAACCAGCAGGAGACGAUGGAAGUAACUCAUGUAGAGCAUGCUGCGUUUCUUGCCUUUUGGAUAUGUAAGUACUUAGUGUGCACAACUUCUAAAAAAGUGAAUGUGGAGUACUACAAGUUGGCUGAAGCAUUAGCAAGUAAAGAAGUACAAGAGAGCGAUCAGCCAUUAGCUCUUGGUCCAUUUGUGCUUGCCCACUUAUACAGAUGUCUUCACCAUUGUGUGACCGAAGGACUGAAUCCAAAUUGGUCUGGGCCAUUGUGGAUUUUUCAGUUGUGGCUGCACACUUACUUUCCCACUUUCAGACAGCCGGGUUUAGCAUUGGCCGUAGACACCACUCUUGGACAACAAUUGGCUCCUCUUGAUUUACUUCCUCAUUCGGCAGAAGAGUGUUUUGAGGUGUUGUUCAAGUGUCCAGAGUUUUCUGCAGAACAGUUUGCCGUUUGUUUUAGUAGGAAGUAUCCAUCCUACCUUGCAAUGGAUAUCAGCCAACACACCUCAGAAAGUGAGACGAGGUGGGAGACUGCGUGUUCAGCUUGGAAGAGUGCAAUAGGUAUGAGGGAUCUCUUCUGGGGUGCCUUGUCUGGUAAAACACUCAAGUGUGGAGUGGAGUUAUAUUCACCAUCCUACUUCAGUCGUCAGUUGGGAUAUUAUCAAGCUAUACCGGCUCCGGUGCCAGAAUCGUCAAACCGAUAUAGUUCAUUGCGAGCCGUUUUCUCCAACAAGGACGACAUUGAGCAGAAUAACAAGGCGUUUGUGUACAACAUGAGCUUUCCCAUGAAGACAAGAGUAGCAACUAGCAAGAGUUCCUCCCAGUUCAGAGAGUGGUGGGCGAAACGAGUAGGUAGCCGCUUUAAAGAUGGGUUGGUGUCGGCUAGGCGAUCGGCUUUUGCAGGAAAUCCAUGGGCACAAGAGAAGCCGAAAGCUGUAAGGCGUGGUAAAAUAACAAGCAAGGUUGCUAGAGCAAUCCCAACUAUAAGUGGCCAAGAAUCUUUGAAGAAGUGUGCUAAAGGGAGCACAAAGAGAAAGGCCAACCAUAGUGCGGCCACUGAGGCGGCCAAAGAUGGUGCCACUUUGUCUUCAACGUCUCAAUCUCCUCCAGCGAAACGACCGGCAACACAAGAUGAGCAAUCUUCUGAGAGCGAAGAACGAUUGUGCGUGGCCAAACGAAGUUGCCAUUGAUAAAGAUGGCCAACCAAGUAGUGAUGAACCUGUGGGAGAGAUAAUUUCUCUUGAAAGAAUGGCUGAAAGCGAAGUUGUGACAAUGAAUAUGGAAGAAACACUUGUGCUCACCCAAACUUCAACGCAAGCCAGUAUUCCCUCCUCGUCGCUUAGUGAGCAACACCUGGUGUUGGCUAAUGAACUAGAAGGUAAUCAAGGGUUUGAAGCCGAACUUCAGGCUUUCAUGAGGGCAUUUUCGGCCGAUGCUCUAAUCCAACCAGAAUGCUGCUCGGCCAUUUCGCAGUUACCAACCGCACACUUGACAUCAAGGGAGGAAGUUGAUGGGGCUCUAAAGGUGGUAAAGGAAGCGUUAGCGCAACCAUUAAAAGAAUUUGUGGAAACAAGCCAACUAUCAAAAGUGAAAGUGGCCAUGGAUUUGUUACUUGGAGCCAAAUACUUUGCCCCUCCCAAGGUAGCUCUCAUUGGUGAGAAGCUAGAAGUGUUGACCCAACAAAUAUCCCGUGUAGCUGGUUCAUACCAAGAAAUAGAAAAAAGGAGACAACAAAUCUUGGCU
This is a messenger RNA of Rosa chinensis, 2889 nucleotides long. RefSeq lists its product as uncharacterized. The record is from RefSeq and is a predicted model, not a curated record. Gene Ontology annotation, biological process: meristem development; meristem maintenance. The transcript is spliced from 5 exons. NCBI's taxonomy places the organism in Eukaryota, Viridiplantae, Streptophyta, Magnoliopsida, Rosales, Rosaceae. Bases 873 to 2336 code for a protein of 487 amino acids.